CCAGGUGACAAGAUUGACAAGGUCAGCUGUCAAUUCUAAUGUCUAGCACCGGUAUUUGUUUUGGUUUUGGGGUUAUGACCUAUUGUGGAUGUGGAUUAUUGCUGUGAUUUUGCCGGUUGUCCUAGUAUUAUAUCUGGCAUAUAGCUGGCUUUCCGCAUAUAUGUUUUCGUGGUCGUUUCUGAUUCUCGUACAUAAUGUUACUGCAGCAAGUCAGUUUUCGAAGUGUGUCACUCAACAAUUUGUUAAAAAAUCUCAAUUUGGGCUCUGUAUCAGCAGCCCGGUGGAACAGUUCAAAAAAAGAUAUAAUUUUAGGCAUAGAAACUUCCUGUGAUGAUACCGGUUGCGCUUUAAUAGACACUGAUGGAAAUCUUCUUGGCGAAGCAUUGAAUUCACAACAUUUAAUACAUCUCAAUAAUGGUGGUAUAAUACCACCAAUAGCCCAAGAUUUACAUAGGAAGAAUAUAGAGAGAGUUGUGGAGGAGGCAGUAGAUGCAGCAAAUGUUCAGUUUGAAGAUAUUUCUGCUAUAGCUACUACUGUUAAACCAGAUGUGUCAACCAUCGCGUGCGCUCUCAUGCAAAGUUAUCGUUGUAUAAUCGGAACACUUGAGAUAUCUGUAAUAAAUCCUUAUUGUUAAUAUAAAAGAAUCAAGCAAAUAGAUCAUCACAACACUAUUUAAGGUGUGUACCUUGAAAAUACCGGCAUAAUAAACGAUAAACAUCCAGCUCUGCCGGUCUCAGAAGCUGGCGUUUGCUUUAGAAUGUUUAUUAUACAAUACAUAAUAAUCUGCAGGAAUCGAAGAUACAGACCCCAAAAGUACAGCGAUGCGGAGUGGAAGAUGUGGUGGGCACAAUACAAUACAGGCGUCACACACUACUGCGAUUACGAGGAAGUUAGAGCAGAUUUAUUCACUGCUCCACUAGAUUACUCGUUGGGACAUUGUGUUUCGCAAGAUCUGAAAAUGUCACGAUGCAUCGCUAAAAUAUUUAGGCAAAAAUACGGCGGCCUGGAGGAACUUCGUGCCCAACAUGUAGCUCCGGGAGGAGUCGGCGUCCUCAAACGUGAGGGUAGAUUGUUGUUCUACAUGGUAACCAAAAAACAUUUUUGGGGAAAGCCCACUUAUAUAACUAUAUUUUUGGCGUUGCGUCGCGUGCGCGAGUAUGCCAACCUAUACGGUGUAAACAAAGUGGCCUUCCCCAGAAUUGCAUGCGGUCUGGACAGGAAGAACUGGGGAGUCAUCUCUAAGAUAAUAAAAUUUGUUUUUCAAGAUACUGAAAUAGCAAUAAAAAUAUAUGUGAUGUGAUA
Acanthoscelides obtectus is the source of this 1303-nucleotide messenger RNA. The record is from the annotation of a GenBank genome assembly. Lineage: Eukaryota; Metazoa; Arthropoda; Insecta; Coleoptera; Chrysomelidae.